GCGCGGAACGAGGCGGCACCGGACGGAGCGGGCGCGGAACCGGGGGGGGGCCCGGCGGGGCCGCGGCCAUGGCCGAGCCCGGAGAAGCGCUGGCGCCGCUGAAAAGCGAACCGCAGCCCCCGGAAAAGCGGCGGAGGACGAUCGAGGACUUCAAUAAGUUCUGCAGCUUCGUGCUGGCCUACGCCGGGUACAUCCCGGCGGCCGCCGAGGAGCCGCCCUGGGGCUCGUCCGGGCCCAGCUCUCCCCGCGCGGCCGCGGGCGACGCGUGGGGCUCGGCGCCGGCCGCGCUGCGAACCAUCGAGACCUUCGUCCGCAAAGCCAAAUCCUCCAAGAAACGCGCCCUGGCGCCGCCGGAAUCGGCCAUUUUGGACAAAAUGCGCCUCAAGGACUCCCUGUUCGACCUCCCCGCGCCCCAAAAUAACCCGGGGCCGCCCCCCCAGAAGCGCCGGGAGCGCCGGAGCCGCCGCGGGGACUCGGCCGGCGGCGGCUCCCGCGGCGGCCGCGAGAACUCGCGGCUUCGCGUGAAAAAGAGCAAAAAGCGGCGCUGGAAAAAAGGGGACGGCGGCGUUCUGGGGAGGGGCUCCCCCAGCGAGGAGACGGAUUCCGAGGAGGAGCCGCCCUCCCCUCCCCCGCCGCCGCCCCCUCCCCCUCCCCUGCCCCCUGACGGGGGGAAAUUGGGGGUGCUGGGGGGGCCCGGGGGGGUUCUGGGGGUGGGCAAGGAAGGGGGGAGCACGGAGACCAGCAGGGACGGCGACGGCAGCGACAGCGACGCGCGGGUCAUGGACGAGGACAUCAUGGUGGAGUCGGGCGACGAUUCGUGGGAUUUGAUCACCUGCUACUGCCAAAAACCCUUCGCCGGCCGGCCCAUGAUCGAGUGCAGCCAGUGCGGCACCUGGAUCCACCUGUCCUGCGCCAAGGUGAAGAAAAACAACGUCCCCGACGUCUUCUAUUGCCAAAAAUGCCGCGAGGGGCCCCGCAGGGCCGCCCCCGCCACCCCCCGGGCCACCAGCGACCCCUAAAACCCCCCCAGAAGCGCUUUUGGGGCUCCCCGGCCUCGCUUCCGCCAGGGGUUGAGGGGUGCAACGUGCUCAAAAUCAGAAAUUUUGGGGUUUGUGACCUUCCCUGGGGUUUUGGGGGGCUUGGAGGUUCCUCCCAAAAAAUGAGAAGUUUGGGGGUUGUACGGUUCCCAAAAUUGGAAUUUUUUUUCGGGGGAGGGUGGUUGGAAGUCGCCCCCGGAAUUUGUGAGGUUUGGGGGUUUGUAAGGUUUCCCCGCAGAAUUUGAGGUUUUGGGGUUGUGGCUCUCCCUGGAAUUGUGAGGUUUGGGGGUUGGAAGGUGCCCAAAAUUGGAAAUUUGGGGGUUGGAACCUCCCCCCCAAAAAAUUGUGAGGGUUUGGGGUUUAUAAAACCCCUGAAAUUGUGAGAUUUUGGGUCCACCUCCCUCAAAAAAUGGGGAGAUUUGGGGGAUUUUUACCUCCCCCCGAUAAGUUGUGGGGUUUUGGGGUUCCAGUCAAAAUUUGGGGGUGGUUUGGGGUCCCUCAUCUGCAGGACAGGAGGGUUUUGGGGUCCCAUUUUGGGGUACAAGAUUUGGGGGGGCACUUACCCCAGAUCAUGAGAUUUUUUUUGGGUCCCUCACCCCCAAGAUGGGAAGAUUUGGGGGGGUUCCCUCACCCCAAAUUACGAUUGGGGGAGCCCCCCGUUAGAUAGGGGAGGUUUUGAGGGGUCCCCUACCCCAAAUUAUGAGAUUUUGGGGUCCCUCACCCCCAGGAAAGGAGGGUUUGGGGGUCCUUCACCCCAGACAAAAAGAUUUUGGGGACUCCCCCUAAAAUAGGGGGAUUUUGGGGUGUUCUUUGCCCCAGAUCAUGAGAUUUUGGGGUGUCCCACCCCCAAGAAAAGGAGAAUUUGGGGGCCCCAGCCCCCAAACUAUGAUUUGGGGAAAACGUCCCUGACAGAGAGGGUUUUGGGGUCCCCUGCCCCAAAAGAAGAGAAUUUUGGGGUUCCCUUCCCCAUGUUAUGAGGUUUUGGGGUCCCAGUUAAAAUUUGGGGGACCCCACUAAGUUCAAGGGGGUUUGAGGAUAUUUAACCCCCCAGAGCACGGGGUUUGGGGGUGCUGUGCCCCAAUUCAUGAGGUUUUGGGGUGUCUCAACCCCUGUACAAGAUUUUGGGGGCAUCCCACCCCUGAACUGGGGAGGGGGACUUGGGGGUCCCUCACCCCAAACUCUGAGGUUUUGGAAACAAGUUUUUUCAUGUGUGUUAUUUUUCUAAACGUUCCCUGCCCCCCACUUUUUUGGGGGUGCCUCCCCCAAGUUUUUGGGGGUGUUUAGAGCAUCAUUUUGCAGGGGGGGGCACCCCCAAAACAGGAAGUCUGUCCCAGUUUGGGGGGAGUUUAAGGGAGGGAUUUGGGGGAUUCUCCCCCCUAAACCUCCCCCAGAUGGAAUUUGGGGGGCUCCCCCCACCUUUUACUCCCUUCCCCUCUUUGUUUGAAGGAUAAUAUUUUGGAUUUUGGGGGGCUGCAGCCCCUCCCGUUGUAAAUAAACAGCGCCGUUGCUUCGUA
Vidua chalybeata is the source of this 2551-nucleotide messenger RNA. It is a transcript of the gene PHF23, whose product is annotated as PHD finger protein 23. The transcript has 5 exons. Gene Ontology annotation, biological process: negative regulation of autophagosome assembly; negative regulation of autophagosome maturation; positive regulation of protein ubiquitination. The coding region runs from base 69 to 1019 and encodes 316 amino acids. The record is from RefSeq and is a predicted model, not a curated record. NCBI's taxonomy places the organism in Eukaryota, Metazoa, Chordata, Aves, Passeriformes, Viduidae.